CUGCCUCGCGCCGGCAAAUGCUCGGGACAAGGAAGCUGCGUGGCUGCAUCUCCUGCCGGCUGCCGCACUGAGCUGUUCCUUUUCCGAGCAGGUCCCUGGAAAUCGCUGCCCCGGGCUAUGCGCUGCCGACCGUUGCCCAAAAUUUUCCAGCUCCGAGCUCCAGAUCCCCGUCCCGUGAGGUGAGACACCCACCACACCAACACCAGCAACAUCAUCACAUGCCCUUUUCUCCUUGCCCCGUGGCCAGAGUAGUGUCAGCAACAGCGGAUCCUUGAAAUUGGGCAACUUUUCCAACUCCCUCUCCCACUAUCCUGUCGUGGUAGCUGCAAGAGACAGCCCCAAAAAAGACCCAAACCGUCUCCCCACGAACCGAACCGUCGCCAUGUCGAAAACCACUUCCCUCGCCCUCAUGGCGCUAGGCGCCGGAGGCGGCGCCGCGCUCACGGCCUCGAUCUACUCCAUGCGCUCCCAAAAGCAACCUCCCACCGCGACGACAACGGCACCGACGACAAACUCCUCCUUCUCGACAGCUCCCACCGUCCCCAUCCCAAGCACCCAAGUCUUCACCAACCCCAACGCCGUCCCGCUCCCUCCCUCACCCUCCGGCGGCCCGGGUCCCGUCCCCGUAGCGUCGGGCAGCCCCGUCGACCCAGCAGGCAUCUUCGAAUACGGCUUCCCGGGCCCCGUAGCCGACCUCGCGACCCGGCAAGGGCUCGUCUCCUCCUUCGACCGCCGCACCCGCAACCCGCACUACGUCGUCGAGCACAUCACACCCGCCUCCCUCGCCCAGCGCGACGGCGACCGCAAGCACAGCGUCUUCCUCGAAGACGCCUCCGUCCCCGAAAAGUUCCAGGCCAAGCUCAAGGACUACUUCCGCAGCGGCUACGACCGCGGCCACCAGGUCCCCGCCGCCGACUGCAAGUGGUCCCAAAAGGCCAUGGACGACACCUUUUACCUCACAAACAUGUGCCCGCAGGUCGGCGACGGCUUCAACCGCGACUACUGGGCCCAUUUCGAGGACUUUUGCCGUCGCCUGACGACGCGGUACCCUUCCGUUCGCAUCGUCACCGGACCCUUGUACCUCCCCAAGCGCGACCCCGUCGACGGCAAGUGGUACACAAAGUACGAGGUCAUCGGCAACCCGCCCAACGUCGCCGUGCCGACGCACUUUUACAAGGUCAUCUUCGCCGAGGACGGGAAAGCCGGCGGCAACGUCGCCAUUGGCGCCUUUGUGAUGCCCAACGCGCCCAUCCCCAACUCCAAGCCGCUGUCCGAGUUCGAGAUGCCGCUCGAGGCCGUGGAGCGCGCUGCGGGACUCGAGUUUGCGAGCAAGCUUGCGCCGCAGCGCCGCAAGAGGCUCUGUACCGAGGCGACGUGCGCCAUUGUCGUCAAGGAGUACGCGGAUAGGCAGAAGCAGAUUGGCGGCGGCGGCAAGGGCCGUUCAUAGAAUGGAUCGGCGGGGUUGCUGAAGGAUCAUGGGGGCGUGCGUGGGGAGGUUGCUUUCCGAUAUGGACCAUUGGGGUUUCUUCUAUUUGGCGGGGAUUUAGCAUAAGGCCGAGUUGGCUCUUCAUAGUUUCUCCUCUGCUUUCACAUAUGUACCAUUACUGUACUUUGAAAGGGGAAAGCAACCCGAGGAGAGAGAGACACACAGAAUAGGGGUCGGCUGCAUCGCAUAUUUGCAUACACAGAGCUACGACACAAGCAUCAUGCGAAGUCAUCCAAGCUACAGGCAGUGGGGCACAUGUACACUAGACAAGCCUGGUCAGUCGACAGUUGUCGACAGCAUGCCUUCACAUACA
Messenger RNA from Colletotrichum scovillei, 1799 nucleotides. Its product is annotated as DNA/RNA non-specific endonuclease. The transcript has a single exon. The record is from RefSeq and is a predicted model, not a curated record. The coding region runs from base 383 to 1447 and encodes 354 amino acids. Gene Ontology annotation, cellular component: nucleus; mitochondrial inner membrane. Gene Ontology annotation, molecular function: RNA endonuclease activity; nucleic acid binding; metal ion binding. Lineage: Eukaryota; Fungi; Ascomycota; Sordariomycetes; Glomerellales; Glomerellaceae. Gene Ontology annotation, biological process: apoptotic DNA fragmentation.